Molecule: messenger RNA, 2704 nt
Organism: Humulus lupulus (European hop)
Lineage: Eukaryota; Viridiplantae; Streptophyta; Magnoliopsida; Rosales; Cannabaceae
Product: putative pumilio homolog 7, chloroplastic
Exons: 5
Coding region: 183-2312 (709 amino acids)
Biological process (GO): post-transcriptional regulation of gene expression
Cellular component (GO): cytoplasm
Molecular function (GO): mRNA binding
Source: RefSeq, a predicted model, not a curated record
CGCUCUCUCUCUACAAAUAUUCCCACCAAAUCCAUUCCAAAAAAAUAAAAAAUAAGAUUCAAAUGCCAAGGCAACCCCUAUGAUGAUUGUACGUUAAUAUAAAAAUAUGUGUAUUCAUAUGUGCUGUAUUUGUGUUGUUUAAAAUUCCUAAGAAAUUUAAGAGUGUAGUAGUAAUAGAGAAGAUGAAUAGAGAAGGAGAGUUUGAAAACUCAAUGAGUGGAAUCUUCAUUCCACCACCAUCACCACAUUUGAAUCAUCGUUACGAUAACGAUUUGGUCAGCAGUUCAUCAAUGAGUAGAGCUUCUAGGCAAUCUGAGUACUCUCAUUCAAACUCUUUCUCAAAUGGGUUUGAUUUUUCUAACGAUGCUUCAUAUUCGUCCCCAUUUGAGAAGUCUUUGUAUCUGAGACGGAGUACUGGAUUGUUGUUCAACUCCAACGCUUCUUCUUAUUCUCAAACCAACGAGGAGCUGGUUAAUGAUCUGGGAUUGCCUGAAAGUUUCUUUAGAAUGCAGCAAGAGGAAGGAGCCAGAAUCAGGGGAUUUGAUAGGGACUCAUAUGGAAUUGUGCUUGGUAAUGGUUCUUUUUGGGGAGCCAUCUCUUAUAAUCUUGAAAGCACUGGUCAAUAUGAAGAUUUCAACAAUGAUACUGUUGGCUAUGAAGCUUCCCGAUCAUGUAAAAGUGCUGUUCCGGUCAGUUCUAACGGUGAUAUGAGGUUUAAACCACUCAGAUUUCGACAGGGUUAUAUUGUGGGAGAUGAAACAGGGUCCCCUCUCACUCUUAUCCAUUCUACUUCAAGGAGUUCUAGUCCCAGUUUCAAUGACAGCCGAAUGAGUUAUAUACUGGGCCAACCACAGGAACAAAAUGUCGGUCGUUGUUUUAGGGAUGCUCAGCUACAGAACCCAAUUUCCAGGUCUGAUUGUGACGGAGACUUUGUUUGCUCACAGUUACAUGGAAAUGAUUCUAAUGGAGGUAAGAGUUUCACAUGUUCAUUUUGCUCCUCUCAUUUGCUGCAACCCAAUCUAGGAGAGAAUAUGAGAAGUCCAUUGCAUAAUCUUUCAGUGAUGGAAGAAUGGACUAGAGCAAACCCAAGAGGUGAGGUUCCUCCGGUUUUCAGGUAUGAACAAUGUGCAGGGGACCUCGAGGAUUUUACUUUUGAAGAUAGUUUCAUCAUAGAAGGAAAGUGUUUGAGUGAUGUCAUGGAUUCCAGCAAUGGUACCUCAAUUUCAAAUGAAAGAGACAAAAGCUUUAGCCUAGAUUCUCAUUUCCCUCGUGGAAAAAUUGGUGAAAAUAAAUGGAGUUCGAGUAACGAUUCGCAGCUGCCCUGUCCGCCAAUAAUUUGUUCUUUAGAUGAGCUGCGGGGUUAUAUACACUAUAUAGCAAAGGAUCAAUAUGGUUGCCGAACCUUGCAAAUGUUGUUUGAUCAGGGAACAAGUAAAGAUGUGCAGAUAAUAUUUGACGGAAUAAUUGAUCAUGUUGUGGAGCUCUCGAUGAACCCUUUUGGAAAUUACCUUGUACAGAAGCUCUUGGAUGUUUGUUGUAAAGAACAAAAACUACAGAUUGUGCUUGUGAUGACCCAAGAACCAGGACAGCUUGUUGAAGUUUCUCUAAACACACACGGCUCGCGUGUGGUACAGAAGUUCAUUGAGACAUCGGAAGAUAGAGAUCUUAUACAUUUGAUUAUGUCAGCCCUUGAACCUGGUUUUCUUCAACUUGUUAAGAAUUUAAAUGGAAAUCAUGUUGUGCAGCGUUGCUUGCAAUGCCUUAGCAAUGAAGACAAUUCGCUCAUAUUUCAUGCUGCUGCUAAGUAUUGUAUUGAUAUCGCAACUCAUCAGCAUGGAUGUUGUGUGCUGCAAUGGUGCAUUUCAUAUUCCACGGGAAAGCAUCAAGACAAGUUGGUGACAGAAAUUACAAACAAUGCACUUUUCCUUGCUCAAGAUCCUUAUGGGAAUUAUGUUAUUCAGUUUAUCAUAGAGCUAAGACUCCCAUCUGCCACUGCCAAAUUGGCUUCUCAGUUUAAAGGGAACUAUGAGUACCUCUCAAUGCAGAAGUUUAGCAGUCACGUGGUUGAAAAAUGUCUCAAGCAUGUAGAAGAGAUUCGUCCAAGCAUCAUCAAUGAAUUGCUCUCAGUUUCUCACUUUGAUCACUUGUUGGAACAUCCUUUUGCUAAUUAUGUCAUUCGAUCUGCUCUCGAAGUUACAAAGGGCACAGGCACUCUUCAUGAUUCCCUCGUCAGAGCACUUCGGCCUUACAUGAUGCUACGAACCAGCCCAUUCUGCAAGAAGAUUUUCUCAAAAAACUUGCUGAGGAAAUGAUGUGGUACUUUCACCAUAUCAAAAUGAUUUGUUGUGCAUGUUAAAGUAACAAAAAAAAGAAGAAAACAAGUACAAAGUACAAUGUACAAAGAAAAGGUGUUAGUUUAGAAUAAUUGAUCCUUAUCCAUUUUGAACUCCCUAAUCGGAAACUGAAGCUUUUGCCAAAACAAGAAGAAAGUUAAGAAUUUGGGCUUUGCGGUCAUUAGCCCGCACACUGCUUUAGUUUCUGUACUUCUGUUAGUGUAUGUUAUGUUACAGUAUGUUGUUGUUGUGACAUAUUGGAUUUCCUUUUGAAUAGUUUACUGAAUAUCUGAAACUGAAAUCCAGAUUGUGUCAUACGUAUGGUAUGUUUUUAUAAACUUCUGUCUGUAUCUUUGAAAAAAUUACAAUGG